GUCUGCCCGGUGACUUGUUUCUACAUGAAGAGGCACGGGGCAAGUUGGCAGUCAUGGAAAUGAGGGGACACGGAGAACAGAAGCAGAAAAGGGGCCAUGGUAGAGAAAAGUGACGGCAGAGGCUGGUUUGUAAAGUAAAGAGGGCGGAGCUGGAGGACUAAAAAGGCAGGAGGGGAGGGGCUGCCCGGAGUGAGCAGAGGAAGGGACCUGAGCCUUCUCCUGCCAAGCAAAGCCGCACAGGUGAGAGUUGGGAACCUGGGGGGCUGGGAGAGGUGCCAGGCAUCUGGCUCAUCCUUGAAUGCUCUUGUACCUGAGAUUCGGUCAGGGCCAGCAGGUGCGGUGGAGAAGGCAGGGAGGUGAGGACAGGCAUGCAGGGUGGGGGGGUCUUGCAGUCAGCCCUGACUGGUGGCUUGACUCCUCCUCAGCAGUCCCUUUACCAAGCUGGGUACUGCAGAGUGGGGCACAUGGACACUUGAUCUCCAAAGAGAAGAUUCUGGACUAUGGCCUGUGCAUGUAUGGAAAAAUAUGUUUGAAAAAUUAAUAAUACUAUCCCUGUGUGAUGCUGUCCAGUCUUACAAUGUCUUUUACUUGCAUGCUCUGGUUCUGACAGCCUGUGAGGCUCCAGCUUCAAACCAGCCUCUGAUCCCAUCAUGACCUAAUCUAAGUCAUAAGGUCCUCUGACCUUGGCCUGAAGUUCGUUCACCCCAAACCCCAGCCGCCCACUGGCCCCUGGUCCUAGACACACACUGACCCCAGCCACAGACUGGCCUGAUCCAGCCACAGAUUUCCCUCGACUUUAACUACAGACUGACUGGUCAGAGGCUGGUCACCGGCCCCAACUGACCUGUGACCCCGAGGGUCCUCUUGCUAUUGAGAACUUAGAUAAGAGGGUGUGGCAGUUUGGCCCAGAGGAGGCCACCCUUCUGAGUCUGUGCUCUGGCACCCUUUGUUCCAGGAACACUGGAUCUGUGCAAAGGACCUCGGCAGUCUCAGCCUCAUGCACCCCAACUCUGUCCAAGGUGUGGACGACAUGAUCCGCCUGGGGGACCUGAACGAGGCGGGCAUGGUGCACAACCUACUCAUCCGCUACCAGCAGAACAAGAUCUAUACGUACACGGGCUCCAUCCUGGUGGCUGUAAACCCCUUCCAGGCACUGCCGCUCUACACCCUGGAGCAGGUACAGCUGUAUUACAGACACCAUGUGGGUGAGCUGCCGCCCCACGUCUUCGCCAUCGCCAACAGCUGCUACUUCAACAUGAAGAGGAACAAGAGGGACCAAUGCUGCAUUAUCAGCGGUGAGUCUGGGGCUGGGAAGACGGAGACCACCAAGCUCAUCCUGCAGUUCCUGGCCACUGUCAGCGGCCAGCAUUCCUGGAUUGAGCAGCAGGUCCUGGAGGCCAACCCCAUCCUGGAAGCCUUUGGAAAUGCCAAGACAGUCCACAAUGACAACUCGAGUCGCUUUGGGAAGUACAUCGAUAUCUACUUCAACCACAGUGGGGUGAUCGAGGGUGCUCGGAUUGAGCAAUUUCUCCUGGAGAAGUCUCGGGUCUGCCGGCAGGCCCCGGAUGAGCGAAACUACCACAUCUUCUACUGCAUGCUCAUGGGGAUGAGUGCUGAGGAGAAGAGGCUGCUGUGCCUGGGGAUGCCCUCUGAGUACCACUACCUGACCAUGGGGAACUCCAGCUCAUGUGAGGGUCUCGAUGAUGCCAAGGACUACGCCCACAUCCGCUCAGCCAUGAAGAUCCUCAUGUUCUCCGACUCUGAGAACUGGGACAUCAGCAAGCUGCUGGCAGCCAUUCUCCAUCUGGGGAAUGUGGAGUUUAUGGCCGCAGUCUUUGAAAACCUGGACUCCUCAGACGUGAUGGAGCCAUCCACCCUUCCCAUCGUGAUGAAGCUGCUGGAGGUGCAGCACCAGGCACUCCAGGACUGCCUGACCAAGCAUUCCAUCAUCAUCCGUGGAGAGUUUGUCAUUAGGCCCCUGAACAUCACCCAGGCCGCAGAUCGGAGGGAUGCCUUUGUCAAGGGCAUCUAUGGGCACCUGUUCCUGUGGGUGGUCAAGAAGAUCAAUGCUGCCAUCUUUACUCCGCCCUCCCAGGACCCCAAGCAUGUGCGAAGGGCCAUUGGCCUCCUGGACAUAUUUGGCUUUGAAAAUUUCCAGAGCAACAGCUUUGAGCAGCUCUGCAUCAACCUGGCCAAUGAGCAUCUGCAGCAGUUCUUUGUGCAGCACGUCUUCACCAUGGAGCAGGAGGAGUACCGCGAGGAGCACAUUGCCUGGGACUACAUCCACUACACUGACAACCGGCACACCCUGGAUCUGCUGGCCCUCAAGCCCAUGAGCAUCAUGUCCCUUCUGGACGAAGAGAGCCGCUUCCCACAGGGGACAGACAUCACCAUGCUGCAGAAAUUGAAGAGUGUCCAUGCCCACAACAAGGCCUUCCUGCAACCCAAGACCAUCCAUGAUGUCCGAUUUGGCAUUGCCCAUUUUGCUGGCGAGGUGUAUUACAAGACAGAAGGCUUUCUGGAGAAGAAUCGAGAUGUGCUGAGCACAGAUAUUCUCUCCCUGGUUUACUCCUCCAACAACAAGUUCCUGAAAGAGAUCUUCAAGCUGGAGGCUACAGAGACCAAGCUGGGCCAGGCCAAGAGGCCCCCCACCCUGGCAGGCCAGUUCAAGCAGUCCCUGGACCAGCUGAUGAAAAUCCUGACCACCUGCCAGCCCUACUUCAUCCGCUGCAUCAAACCCAACGAGUACAAGAAACCCCUGCUCUUCGACCGGGAGCUGUGCCUCCAGCAGCUGCGCUACUCAGGCAUGAUGGAGACUGUUCAGAUCCGCAAGUCAGGCUUCCCCAUCCGCUACACAUUUGAGGAGUUCUCACAGAGGUUCCAGGUCCUGCUGCCCAGUGCCAUGAGGAUGCAGCUGCGAGACAAGUUCCAACAGAUGACCCUGUGUAUUGCUGACAUGUGGCUGAAGACAGACAAAGACUGGAAAAUGGGAAAGACCAAAAUUUUCCUGAAGGACCACCAAGACACUCUGCUGGAGAUUCAGAGAAGCCAGGCCCUGGAUGCGGCAGCCCUCAGCAUUCAGAGGGUCCUUCGAGGCUACAAACACAGGAAGGAAUUCCUGAGGCAGAAGUGGGCUGCCGUGACCCUCCAGGCCAACUGGAGAGGCUUCAGCACCCGGAGGAAUUUCAAGCUGAUCCUUCUAGGCUUUGAGCGCCUGCAAGCGAUUGCCCGGAGCCACCUGCUGGCAAGACAGUAUGAGGCCUUGCGGGAGAGGAUCAUCCGGUUGCAGGCCCAGUGCCGGGGCUACCUGAUACGCCGCACAGCCCAGGAGAGGAGAAGGGCUGUGGUGAUCAUCCAGGCUCAUGCCCGGGGCAUGGCUGCUCGAAGGAGCUUCCGGAGGCGGAAAGCCAAUGGCCCACUGGUCAUCCCAGCUGCACAGCAGAGGGACCCGAGUGCUCCCCCUGCCAAGAAGCGUGAGUCCAUCUACGACACCGUCACCGACACCGAGAUGGUGGAGAAAGUGUUUGGCUUCCUCCCUUCCAUGAUUGGUGGGCAGGAAGGUCAGGCCCCACCGCGCUUUGAGGAUUUGGAAACAAGGACAAAGCAGCUGCCUGAGGUGGACCUGGACACAGUCCCCAUGGUGGAGGAGACAGAGGAGGAGGCCUACGGUCUGGCUGAGUACACCUUCCCCAAGUUCGCUGCGACCUACUUCCAGAAAUCGGCCAGCCACACGCACAUCCGGCGACCCCUGCGGCACCCGCUGCUCUACCAAGAGGACGACGCCGACUGCGAGGCUGCGCUGGCCGUGUGGGGGAUCAUCCUGAGGUUCAUGGGGGACCUCCCGGAGCCGGUGCUCUUUGCCAGGACCAAACGGCGUGACAGCUCAGCGAUACAGCAGAUCCACAACACCCUGGGCGCCGAGGGCAGCACCCAGCCUCCACAGUCUGGCGGCUCCGCACAGAGGCCCAGCCACAGAGACAGAGGUACCAAAGAGAUCUCCUCCAUGAAGCUGAAGAGGUCCUCCCGGAUCACGAGCCAGGUGGUCAGCCAGCUGAGCAUCGAAAAGGAGGCAUUUGAGCUCAACGGCCCCAUCUCAGACCAACCCAUGUCCAACCUGGAGAAGGUACACUUCAUCGUGGCCCAUGCCAUACUGCGGCCAAACCUCAGGGAUGAGAUUUACUGUCAGAUCUGCAAGCAGCUUUCAGAGAACUUCAAAAUGAGCAGCCUGGCCCGCGGCUGGAUCCUGCUUAGCCUCUGCCUGGGCUGCUUUCCGCCUUCGGAGAGGUUCAUGAAGUAUUUGCUGAACUUCAUUGGCCAAGGGCCGGCAGGCUAUGGAUCCUUCUGUGCUGAGCGCCUGAGACGCACCUAUGCCAAUGGAGUGCGCAUGGAGCCCCCCACCUGGCUGGAGCUACAAGCUGUCAAGUCCAAGAAGCACAUCCCGAUCCAUGUCAUCUUGGUGACUGGAGAGAGCCUGAUCAUCAUGGUCGACUCAGCCUCCACAGCACGGGAAGUCUGCCUGCACAUCGCCCGUAAGCAGGGCCUCAGUGACCACGUGGGCUUUUCCCUCCAUGUUGCUGUGUAUGACAAGUUCUGGUCACUGGGCAGUGGACGUGACCACAUAAUGGAUGCCAUUGCGCAAUGUGAGCAGCUGGCCCGGGAGCGAGGUGAGAGCGAGCGCCAGUCACCCUGGCGUAUCUACUUCCGGAAGGAGUUCUUCACCCCUUGGCACGACUCCAGGGAGGACCCUGUCAGCACCGAGCUCAUUUACCGCCAAGUCCUCCAUGGAGUCUGGUCUGGCGAGUACAGCUUCGAGAGGGAGGAAGAGCUGGUGGAGCUGCUGGCCCGGCACUGCUACGUGCAGCUCGGUGCCUCGGCGGGGAGCGAGGCCAUCCAGGAACUGCUGCCCAGCUGCAUCCCCACCAAGCUGUACAGGACCAAGCCGCCUGAGAAGUGGGCUAGCCUUGUUGCUGCUGCCCACACCAAGGCACCAUACACCCAGAAGCAGGCAACAGCGCUGGCUGUGCGGGAGCAGGUGGUGGACAUGGCCCGCCUGCAGUGGCCACUGCUCUUCUCCCGGCUGUUUGAAGUCACCACACUCUCUGGUCCUCGACUGCCCAGGGCUAAGCUGAUCUUAGCUGUGAACUGGAAGGGGCUGUGCUUCCUGGACCAGAGGGAGAAGCUGCUCCUAGAACUGUCCUUCCCAGAGGUCACGGGCCUGGUCACCAACAGGACAGCCCGAGGUGGGCAGAGGCUGACGCUGUCCACGCUGCGUGAAGAGGAAUAUGAGCUUGCGACCCCCAGCAGCGUGGCCAUCGCAGAGCUGGUAGCCAUGUUCCUGGAGGGCCUGAAGGAUCGGUCUGUAUUCGCCAUGGCCCUGCAGGACAGGAAGGCCACAGAUGAUGCCACCCUCCUGCCCUUUAAGAAAGGGGACUUGCUGAUCCUGACAAAGAAGCAGGGGCUACUAGCCUCUGAGAACUGGACCCUGGGCCAGAACGACAGGACAGGACGGACGGGGCUGGUGUCCACGGCCUGCCUCUAUAUCAUCCCGACCGUGGUCAAACCCUCGGCACAGCUGCUGAGCCUGCUAGCCAUGUCACCCGAGAAGCGGAAGCUGGUGGCCCAGGAGAGGCGGCCUGCAGAGCCCUCGCCUGAGGAGCAGCCCAAGGAGAAAGUGCACACCCUGGAGGAAUUUUCCUAUGAGUUCUUCAGGGCCCCAGAGAAGGAGAGUGUCAGCAAAGCCAUGUUCCCUCUGGCCCGGACCCGGGGCCACCUGUGGGCCCAUUCCUCUGAGCCACUGCGGCAGCCUCUGCUCAAGCGUGUCCACGCCAAUGCCGACCUGCGGGACUGCGCCUGCCAGACCUUCCUGGCCAUUCUCAAGUACAUGGGUGACUACCCCUCAAGACAGGCCUGGUCCUCUCUGGAGCUCACAGACCAGAUCUUUUCGUUGGCCCUCCAGGAAGAGGCCCUGCAGGACGAGGUCUACUGCCAGAUCCUGAAGCAGCUGACACACAACUCCAACAGGCACAGCGAAGAGCGGGGCUGGCAGCUGCUAUGGCUCUGCACGGGCCUCUUUCCGCCCGGCAAGGAGCUGCUGCCCCACGCCCAGAAGUUCGUGGACACUCGGAGGAAGAAGCAGCUGGCCCCUGACUGCAGCCGCCGCCUCCAAAGAGUUCUGAGAGUGGGCCCCCGGAAGCAGCCCCCGCACCAGGUGGAGGUGGAGGCUGCAGAGCACAACGUCACCCGCAUCUGCCACAAGGUCUACUUCCCCAAUGACACCAGCGAGAUGCUGGAGGUGGGCACCAACACACGGGUGCGGGACGCAUGCCAGAGCAUUGCCACCAAGCUGCAGCUGGCCUCCUGGGAGGGCUGCAGCCUCUUUGUCAAGAUUGCUGACAAGGUUUUCAGCCAGAAGGAGGGAGACUUCUUCUUUGACUCCUUGAGACAGGUGUCUGACUGGGUGAAGAAGAACAAGCCCCAGAAAGAAGGGGCUCCUGUGACGGUCCCCUACCAGGUAUUCUUCAUGCGGAAACUGUGGCUCAACGUGUCCCCGGGGAAGGAUGUGAAUGCAGACACCAUACUCCAUUACCACCAGGAGCUGCCCAAGUACCUGCGUGGGUUCCACAAGUGUUCGAGGGAGGAUGUCCUCCACCUGGCAGGCCUCAUCUACAAGGCCCAGUUUGACAAUGACCGGUCCCAACUGGCUAGUAUCCCCAAGAUCCUGCGGCAACUCGUGCCUGAGAACCUUACACGCCUGAUGUCCUCGGAGGAGUGGAAAAAGAGCAUCCCUCUGGCCUAUGACAAGCAUGUGGACAAGACGGUGGAGGAGGCCAAGGUGGCCUUCCUGAAGUGGAUCUGCCGGUGGCCCACCUUUGGGUCUGCCUUCUUUGAGGUGAAGCAAACCUCGGAGCCCUCCUACCCUGACAUCGUCCUCAUCGCCAUCAACCGGCACGGGGUUCUGCUCAUCCACCCCAAGACCAAGGAGCUGCUCACCACCUACCCCUUCACCAAGAUCGCCAGCUGGAGCAGUGGCAGCACUUACUUUCACAUGGUUCUGGGGAGCCUGGGCCGGGGCAGCCGCUUGCUGUGUGAGACCUCUCUGGGCUACAAGAUGGACGACCUGCUGACUUCAUACGUGCAGCAGCUCCUGACAACCAUGAACAGACAACGGGGCUCCCGGGCCCCAGACCUCGCCAGCCCCUAGGCACCUCAGGCACCACCCCCAAUGGGGUCAGGCCACA
This is a messenger RNA of Loxodonta africana (African savanna elephant), 7238 nucleotides long. It is a transcript of the gene MYO7B, whose product is annotated as myosin VIIB. The record is from RefSeq and is a predicted model, not a curated record. Bases 998 to 7201 code for a protein of 2067 amino acids. NCBI's taxonomy places the organism in Eukaryota, Metazoa, Chordata, Mammalia, Proboscidea, Elephantidae. The transcript is spliced from 45 exons. Gene Ontology annotation, molecular function: ATP binding; cytoskeletal motor activity; protein binding. Gene Ontology annotation, cellular component: cytoskeleton; myosin complex.